AUGGCCGUUGCUGGACCCGCGGUGGCUAGGCAGCCGUUGAUCCCACCCGUUGCAGUCCAGCCCGGCGUGGAGCAGUUGGACAGUCCAGCAAUCAUCCCAGAUGCCUCUGUUUUCCCUUCUGCUACCUUUAUCAAACCGCGGAUUGAUGCCCGGAAGCGCCGGAUGCCAUGUAUCAUCGCACAUAGAGGAUUCAAGGCCAAAUAUCCGGAGAACUCGAUGCUUGCGUUUGACGAGGCUUUGAAGGCAGGUGCCCAAGCUCUUGAAACGGAUGUCCACAUCACUCAGGAUGAUAUCGUUGUUUUGAGCCACGAUCCAACCUUGUCGAGAUGUUUUGGCCAAAAAGACAAAAUCAUCGACAAGACUUGGGAUGAGAUUAAAGACCUCCAGACUGUUGCCCAACCACAUGUUACUAUGCCCAGGCUGAAGGAUUUGCUCGAAUAUCUAGCCCGGCCAGGAAUGGAKGAGAUCUGGCUCUUGCUUGAUAUCAAGCUCGAUAACAAUGCGGACGAUAUAAUGCGAUUGAUAGCGUCUACCAUCGCGAGUGUCAGCCCCUCGCCGAAACGGCGGUGGGACGAACGAAUUGUGCUAGGCUGCUGGGCCGCGAAAUAUCUCCCACUCGCAUCGAAAUACUCGCCCCAUUUCCCGGUCAUGCAUAUUGGAUUCAAGCUAAGUUAUGCACGACAUUUCUUCAGCAUAGAUAACAUUGGGUUCAAUAUGCUACUUCCCAUUCUCAUGGCUCCGGGCGGCAGGAAAUUCAUUCGGGAGUGCCAGGACGAAUACCAUCGGCCAAUUUUGGCAUGGACCGUCAACGACAAGGACAAAAUGGAAUGGUGCGUGCGCCGGAGACUGGAUGGAGUAAUCACGGACGAUCCAAGCAUGUUUAUGGAUGUAUGUGAGAAGCACGACGAGUACAGCAAGGAGCCCCUGAUCCCCCUUGGUUUCUGGUCUUGCAUUCAGUUGCUCCAGAGUUAUGUCAUGAUCACCUGCCUGUGCUUCUUCCUCCGACGAAGAUUCAGCCCAAUAGCUAGCCCAGCGCUGCUACCGAAGGACUCGAAGUGA
Molecule: messenger RNA, 1059 nt
Organism: Ramularia collo-cygni
Lineage: Eukaryota; Fungi; Ascomycota; Dothideomycetes; Mycosphaerellales; Mycosphaerellaceae
Product: related to glycerophosphoryl diester phosphodiesterase family protein
Exons: 1
Coding region: 1-1059 (352 amino acids)
Biological process (GO): lipid metabolic process
Molecular function (GO): phosphoric diester hydrolase activity
Source: RefSeq, a predicted model, not a curated record